Molecule: messenger RNA, 589 nt
Organism: Teleopsis dalmanni
Lineage: Eukaryota; Metazoa; Arthropoda; Insecta; Diptera; Diopsidae
Product: pupal cuticle protein Edg-78E-like
Exons: 2
Coding region: 67-513 (148 amino acids)
Cellular component (GO): chitin-based extracellular matrix
Molecular function (GO): structural constituent of chitin-based larval cuticle
Source: RefSeq, a predicted model, not a curated record
ACAUUAAUUCUUGUUAAGACCUUUAAGUGUUAACAUCAGAAAACAGCACAACAUAAAACAGCCAAAAUGUACAAGUUUUUCAUUAUUGCAACAGCCGCACUCAUCGCUUGCAGUCAGGCCCUUCCAAAUGCCUACGAUGCAGCCGCUGAAACGCGCAGUUUCAAGAGUGACUUAAAGGAAGAUGGCAGCUACACUUACCAAUAUGAUACAUCAAAUGGCAUUGCUGCACAGGAAUCCGGUGUCGGUGGCUACUACGCUAGCGGCUCAUCCGCUUAUUACUCACCGGAAGGUCAAUUGAUACAACUCACCUACACCGCUGAUGAAAAUGGCUUCCAUCCCAGUGGCGAACAUUUACCAACUCCACCACCAAUUCCAGCUGCAAUCUUGAAAGCUUUGGAAUACAUACGCACACAUCCCAACCAAGAGGAAAGACAAGGUGGUGGUGCACAGCAACAAAACGUGCAGCAUCAGUAUAAGGUACAACAACAGAGAUAUCGUCCAUCCAAAUUCUAGAAAUGAGCUGGAAUAUGAAUCGCACGUGAGACCAGUUUUUGUUAAGUUCGUUUAAGUUACUCAGAAAAAGAAAAAG